AUGGCCCCCUGGAAACUACAAACAAGAACCCACAACCUGCACAGUCAACCAGGACUGGAUUUUCCUGGUCAUUCCAGUUUCCUGGUCAACGGACGUCUUCCACUGAUCGAAGAUGAGGAAGACUGUGUGUUCUACCUCGAGAACACUGGUAUCGCAUUAGUAAUGAUGGCCAAGAACAUCACUCCCCUCUAUCGCGUUCUACAACGAGUCCAGCACACUAUCCACACUCCUGGUGGGCUUGACAAAGGGCUUGACAAGCUUCCAGGCCCGAAGACGGGUACUACGACUGACUAUCUGGUCUUCGAAGUAAUGGACGACCAUAAAUCCCACAUGCUUGGGCUGGGGUUCCUUAACCAGGCCACUGGCGACAAUAUAGAUAGGAGAGGACAAAUGCGACACAUGGAUGUAUUUCGGCGGACCACAUCGCUUUCUGCUGUACCACUAUACUAUAAAUCUAGAGAAGUUCUGUACGGUAUCUGGUGUGAAGAAGCCUUUUUCUGA
Messenger RNA from Fusarium graminearum PH-1, 501 nucleotides. RefSeq lists its product as uncharacterized. The transcript is spliced from 3 exons. The record is from RefSeq and is a predicted model, not a curated record. The coding region runs from base 1 to 501 and encodes 166 amino acids. NCBI's taxonomy places the organism in Eukaryota, Fungi, Ascomycota, Sordariomycetes, Hypocreales, Nectriaceae.